Suillus clintonianus is the source of this 4599-nucleotide messenger RNA. RefSeq lists its product as uncharacterized. The record is from RefSeq and is a predicted model, not a curated record. The coding region runs from base 1 to 4599 and encodes 1532 amino acids. The transcript is spliced from 9 exons. Lineage: Eukaryota; Fungi; Basidiomycota; Agaricomycetes; Boletales; Suillaceae.
AUGAGCAGUGUCUCCAAGUCCCGUGUCACGGAUUUUUUGAGGCCAGAUCAUCCUCCUGAAGCCUGGAGAUCCAGCGACACAAUUCCUGACGAAAGCUCGAGCCGACCUCGUGGUGGUAUCCAUCAAUUUCUGCAGAAGGUCAAGGGUUUGACUACAAGUAAAAACACAUCUAAACACCUCAGGCGUUCCCAGAGCGUCCCUGUUCAUCGGAAUGUUGACAAUGAAGGUUCUUUGUUGAUUCAGAAUUGCGAGAAUCCAUCGCUUCCCCGUCUUUCCAAAGAUGACGAGAAUCAUUCCACUCUUUAUAGAGAUUCUAAUAGCUUGGACCGAGUACCAUCACAAGACCCUGCUUUGAAGGAAGCCCCUUCUGGCUUGGAGGGUACUGUUGGUUGUUUCCCAGUACAUACGACCCUGCAGGAUGAUCAUGAAAUCGUGAACCUCGCGAAUCCGCUUGCGAGAUCGGGGGCGGACGCCCCUUCAAAUGUGCAAGCUAUCGUCGAUACUGAGAUCUCCGCUCUAUCCCAGGCAGCCUCUGACGAAGAUCCGUCUCAUAUCCCGAGGCUUGAUAUAUUGGCCUCUACCUCAGGAACUGAAGAAACUCUUGCGUUGCAGUACAUAAUCACACAUAUCUUUUGCCCCAUCAAGUUACCACGGCAUGAUGAUUAUGCUGCUGACAAUGACCACGCCCUCCUUGAUUUCGUGCUAGGCUCUGCUCACAAUUUUGUGAGCCUUUUGCCCGACGUCGAUCGGGAGCAUUGGAGUCCUUUGUUGAAGAUGCUGGAGCACCUUGGGGUUAUAACGACUUCUACGUCCCUGACCAAGGAUUUUGAGUCACAAAUUCGAUCCAUGCAAGCUGGAGAUAUUCUCGCAUAUCUGGUUCGGGCACAAAAUGCAGCUGUCGUGCUCCGUAGGCUCGAUGCAAAAACGAUAUUUGAAUCCUUCGAAGUUUCUCCGUCAGCGUCUGCUGUCAUGGCAGCACAAGGGAAACUCCUAUGUUCGUAUCCAGGACCUGCAAUCGCUGUACCAAACUCAAUCGUGGACAAUCCUACUUUUGGCCCCGAGCUAGCGAACUUCCUCGCGCAUAUGACCCGCGAUGUUUUAGAUCCGGCAGCAAUGAAUACCGAAGCGCGCUCCGUAGUCCUCAAAGGCACAGACCCUCCACAUCCUCGCCAUAUCACCGAGCUUCUGACUGGCAUCCUUCGCGCCUUUGGCGAGCCAGCUGACAUCCCUUGUAUUCGAAAACGUAUAGGUGAUGAUGUCUUAUGCUCGAAGGACAAGCUUCCGUGGCGAAGAUCGUCCCUCUGGCUUGUCAUAAGGGUUGCAUUGCAGACAUCUCUCGAGCGCACCACCCUUGGUCGAAAGGGCUACAAGGCUUUCAUGGCCUCGCUUAUGACGGACCUUGUGUCCAAAGCGCUUGAGAAGGAUCUGUCGAGCGAUCUGCUCUACUUCAUGUCCACCAAGAUUAGUCGCCGCUUGGUCAAGCUUCAGGCCGAAGACGGGCCGUUGGCACAGGUGAUGCACAAAGCUACUGAAGACAUCAAAAAUCGGCUCGAACUGCGCUGGAAGGACAUCCAGGUCGCACAGACACAUUUUCCUCACUGGGAUGCCUCGAAGAUUGAUAUAGACAGAGACACCAGGCUCUCUUUGACGGCGAGCGAAGAGUACAUCGUCGGUGUAUUACAUCAUACCCAUGUCCAACCCACAGUGCCAGAUUUUCGACCCGCUCAUCGUCCGUGGGGCACCAUUGACGACUUCCUUAAUCCUGACGCCAAGUUCUUCGAGGGUGCUUAUGCCGAGGACCCAUUUUUAGCGCUUUCUGAUUUCGAACGCGCCAUCGAGCUAGGCAUUGCUGGUUGGGUGGACAGUAUUAUUAACCUUGAUGCUUACCGCAUUGAUGCCGCUUGCCAGACCAUUCAAGUGUGCGCUACAAGUUAUUCCAGCAAAGCGAAACCUUCCUAUUCCCAAAACCCCGAAAGUAAAUCCAUCAUGCUCCUUACGCUGUUCGAACUCUGGGCCGCGCUCGACAAGCUAGCUGUUGCCUCGAUCCCCCUCCUCAAAGAGUAUUCUCCGGAGAUUCCAGUUACCAUUUUCAAUCCCCUUCUCCUUCAAAAAGCUACUGCUUUAGAGCGACUCAAAUUGAUUCAGCAGUAUGUUGCUGCUCGCAUCCAUGCCGCGCCCUCGGGCUUCUCUGUCUUCUCGACCGAUGCGGGAAAAGACAUGUUUGCAGUGCGCUAUUAUGAUCAAUCCAAGGAAUUGCAGUCGCAGAAGCUCUGCAUCGAGGAUGAUGCAGGUGAUGAGCGACGCAUGCGAAUUGAAGAUCUUCGCGACAAGAGCAGGAGGUACCAGGGUCUCACUCGUGGCAUUGAUACUCUCCCUUGUGACACAUACAUCGAUUCACGGGGUUUGAGUCUACACGAUAACAAUGAUUGCCGCAGGUGCAGGAAGAAUCUGGAGAGGGAGAGUCUUUCCAUUGAAAUUCACGAAUGGCCACUUCCCGAUGAUGUCAACGAUGCAGCAGUAGUGAUGUUUGAACUCGGUGCCCCAACCACUUUCAAGAUGUGGCGAUCCCUCACCGUUCACCUUCUUCAUGACAUAUGUACCUCAGCUAUAAAACCGAUUGAAAGCGCAAAACAGUACAUGCUGCUCCCGCAUUACAAGCCACUUUUGGACAAUCACCCGAUGCAUCCCGGGCAGCAUAUCACAUUGGGCUCCGAGACACAGUCCUUCCUUAACUCUCACAGCCGCUUCAAGUCACUUCCAUGCACCGACAACGACAUCUGUGUCAACAAUGGGCUGCGUUUCCGCCUUUACGAUACAACCAGAGGCAUUUGGGUGUCUAGUCCCUUUCAAAACCUUGACAUAUCUAAUUUUUGCACCUACGAGCUUCCGCCAGGCCCGUAUCGUGGACUGCAAUCUUACCUGUCGGGUACCGAACACACCUCCAAUGAAGUCUUGGCCAACCAGGCUACGUGUCAUGCGGAAUUGACACUCCAUGAAUUCAUCGCUUUCGGCAGUCUCCGUAGCGGCUGCCUUCUGCAAUGGAUCAACAUUCUUCGUGAAUUACGAGCACGCACGCUCUCUUUUCGCGAUCCUGCAGUUCAUUUGCUACUGCUUCAGGCUAGCCGUGAGGUGGGAAAGCUUUCGGCGGAUGGGUAUAGGGUAUGGCAUUAUGAACUGCGGGUCGCAGAUUUUGGUCACGCCCUUAUUGACGAGCUGGAAAACUUGACAGUCAGCGUGGAAGCUAACUGGCUGGAGGGGUGGACUAUGGCAACUAUCUCUACCCUUGUGUCCCGCCUUCUCUCCUCAGCAGACGAUUCUGAUGUCAUAGAGCGAUCACACAAGUUGCUGCGGGUUGUCCGAACUGCAACUUUCAAAUUGGUGCAAGAACUAUCUAAGGCUCUUCGAGAUGCUGCAGACGAAGAUUCCCGUUAUGAAUGCCGAGCUCGCGUUCGUGACAUGGCAUCAAUUUGUCGCAGCACCUACGAUGUGGGCCCGGACAGCAUCAGUGUACUCCUCCAAUCGUCACAUGACUUGGAGAUCUUAGUGUACUGCUCUGUUAUGUUGAAGGACAACGCGCCUCGAGAUCUACUUGCUCUUCCUCCAGUUUCAAGGCUACUUCUUGAACGCGACCGUCGGUUGUCACACUUCCUAGAGAUUCAUUUCCAACGUCAUGCGGAAGCUGACCAUGAAGGUCUUGAUCGGGCGAUGAUCCAUCUCUGGCCUGCAUACAAGCGCCACACGCGCUGGAUGGUACUUGAAUCCCCAAACUCUCGGUGGCUUAGAUGUGAAACAGCGCCCGAUGGCGAUGUAUCUCGUCAGACUAUUCACUUUGAUGUGUUGACGGCAUGCCUACUGGUCAACGGCAAGCCCUUGAGCAGGCUGCCACGUUGCUUUUUGAAGCAUUCUAGCUAUGUUGUGCUCUUCGGUCAUCAAGACCUUGAUGUUUUCGCUACAAAAAUUCCCGGCUUCGAGUUUGCGACAAAAGCUCUUAUACAUGGCUUUCAAAUAUUUUUCGGGAUACGCAACCAGGAAGUUGUCAUUCAGUCGAAACGUGAUAAUGGACACCUCCUUGAGCUAAUACCUCGAGACAAGCUUGAGCCAGACAUCCCUGCAUUCUUGCUCGAAAAUCACGUACAUUGGCUCAACCUAAGCACUCGUGCUAUUGAAUUUCGUCCAAUGGAGAGACUAUGGGAGCCAUCUGACAAAAACUGGGAAUUGCAAUUUACGGAGGGCGGGCAAUCAGUCCCGCUGAGCCCACUCGAAGAUUUCCGAUACCUGGCUGUCAUUCGUAGCGUGGAAGCAGGACAGACAAUCGUCAAGGUCGAUCUCCCUCGGUUUGGUCUCUCUUUCUUUAAAGACGAAGAUGGGGACCUGCAUUCGCGCAACCAGAGAGGCAUGGUUGUGGACGAAAAUCAGUCUACUGGUACAAUGUUUGGACUCGUUUUACGUUCAAAAGAUCAACGGACUUACAGCAACCGCCGUGUCAUCGUCCCACAAGGCGAUAUCAAAGUGGAGUCCAGAGGCCACCACGUCCAGGUCACCAUCCAUACCCCUUCUAAUACUGCUCCCAUGCCUAUCAUUGUUAUUCCGUCGACAUAG